Messenger RNA from Fulmarus glacialis (Northern fulmar), 767 nucleotides. It is a transcript of the gene EMB, whose product is annotated as embigin. NCBI's taxonomy places the organism in Eukaryota, Metazoa, Chordata, Aves, Procellariiformes, Procellariidae. Gene Ontology annotation, cellular component: axon; plasma membrane. The annotation marks the transcript as partial. The transcript has 6 exons. Gene Ontology annotation, biological process: axon guidance; dendrite self-avoidance; homophilic cell-cell adhesion. Gene Ontology annotation, molecular function: cell-cell adhesion mediator activity. The record is from RefSeq and is a predicted model, not a curated record.
GUAUUUCUGGUACUUCUGUGGAAAAAAAUAUCACUUUGGACAGUGCAACUGGAAUUGAACUUUCAUGCAGAUUGGACAAUAAAUAUUCUCAUUUGAAAAGUCUUCAAGUGACUUGGAAGAGGGGAAAUGAAACAAUCAGACACAUCAAUAAAACUGAAAACAGCUGGAGCAUCCAAUUGUGGAUCUUGGAUAACAGUAAACUGGGAAGUUACAGUUGUACUCUGAAAGGUGAAGAAGAAAUCAGCGCUGUGUUUCUCUUACGAGUACCGAAAAUUGAAGGAAGGGAAAAACCCAUAAUCAGUUAUGAAGGAGAUACAGCUGUAAUGAUUUGUAAAAGCUUUGGCUAUACUCCCAUUGCUUGGAUUUGGUAUAUGACCAAUGGAAGUGAACAGAUUGCCAUUAAUGACUCUUUGCUGGCAGACAAGUAUGUAAUUAAUAGAAUAUCUGCCAGUGUAACCCAUCUGAAGAUAUUGAAGCUCACCAAGGAAGAUGAUGGUGUAUAUUGGUGUGAAGCUGCUUUUGAACUAGGGAAAAGUAAAGGACAGCUGAAGCUUAAAGUUCUAUCCCUCAUGGUGCCUCUCAAACCCUUUCUGGCAAUUGUGGCAGAAGUUGUUAUUUUAGUAACUAUUGUUUUCCUUUAUGAGAUCUAUUCGAAAAAGAAAGAGAAACGUGCAGAAGAUGAAAAAGAAUUUGACCAAGUUGAGCAACUUAAAUCAGAAGAAAGCAAUGGUCUGGAAAACAGUAGUGCUAGACACAGAAGAAUUUAA